AUAUUGUUUCAUUCCAUUUGUAAAUAAACUCAUUUUACAAACUGAAAAAAGUCCUAAGUCAUGUUUUGGUGUGGAGUAGUUUUAGCUUCACUGCUUUUAACCGUAAAGCUAUCAGGAAUAGGCGCAAUUGUGGAUUUCGAGAAAGAAAUUCAAGUAUCAUGCGUUAAUAAUGAGAAUGACACAAAAUUCCAUUUGUUUAACAUCAAAUACGAUCCAAAGAUGCACGCACGUACCUAUAAAUUCAAUCAAACUGACGCUGCUAAAAUAAAAGAGUUGAUGGGAAACUGGGAUAAAGUUAACUUCUUUUUCCUUGGUCAUGAAGAUAGGCUGUAUAGUUAUUCCGGCCGAAGUUUUAUAAUAGCAAGAGAGCAAAUGUUCAAUACAAACUCAGUUUCUUGCACCAUAAGUUAUGAUUUUCUUUGUGGGCCCGAUCUCAUGAAAUAUUUACAAUACUUCACGACAACGGUUGGUCAUAGAAUUCCAAAAGUGGUAGAAAUGGCUUCGACAUUCAUACGGCACAUUGUAGAUUCAACCGACAUCAAAAUUAAUUUGUCUGGUGUAUAUUUGACUGGCUUUUGUUUGGGUGGACACAUCGCUGGAAAUGUUGGAUAUGAAUUGAAACGAUUUUAUAAAGGUCAAAUGGUUCCGACCGUAUGGGCUUUUGAUCCUCCAGCUCUAGGAUUUUCGCAUCCAUCCAAAGCGGGAGAACCUAGACGAGUCCAAAAAGGGGAUGCUCAAGCUGUCGUUGUAUUCCAUACAUCUACACUUGGCGUUAAAAAAACUAUCGCCGACGUUGAUAUAAUCGUAAAUGAAUCCAAGGACCAACCGGGUUGUGAGAAACAAACGAUAGGUAUGUUUUGUGAUCAUUACGCAGCAUUUAUUCUUCGAGAAUUAGUUGUGUUGCAUAGUGAUAAACUACUUCUUAAUAAAAAUGGAAUUCCGUUUGCGUUCGCGUAUGAUUAUUCCGAUCAAUAUCCAUUCGAUAUUAUUAAUCCUGCUCUUAACAAAUCUGGAAAGUAUUAUUUACGUACUCAAGCUGUUUUUGGAGCCAAGUCAUGAGUAAAUUAUUAUAUUGGAGAAUCUUGAAUGUUUUUUUCUUCUUAAUUUUAUAAUUCACUUUGAACUUGAAAUAAAAAUUGAGAAAUGAUA
Contarinia nasturtii (swede midge) is the source of this 1149-nucleotide messenger RNA. RefSeq lists its product as uncharacterized. The record is from RefSeq and is a predicted model, not a curated record. Gene Ontology annotation, molecular function: lipase activity. The transcript has 7 exons. Lineage: Eukaryota; Metazoa; Arthropoda; Insecta; Diptera; Cecidomyiidae. Bases 61 to 1059 code for a protein of 332 amino acids.